This is a messenger RNA of Gasterosteus aculeatus aculeatus (three-spined stickleback), 2188 nucleotides long. Lineage: Eukaryota; Metazoa; Chordata; Actinopteri; Perciformes; Gasterosteidae. The record is from RefSeq and is a predicted model, not a curated record.
CCUCCUGCCUUAACCCCGACACCCUCCUGUGUGUGUCUGUGUGUGUCUGUGUGUGUGCGCGCAGUCAAGGUGCAGCGUAGUCCCCGCACCCUUCCCUGGGAGACUGGAGGCUCCGCCCCCAUCCUCCCCCCCUACCACUACAACACGUACCACCCCGACCAAUCAGCUGCCAGAUCACACAACCGCCAUACAAACAACCCCCCUCUGAGCCACUCGUUCUCUCCCGGCUCCAUGUCGGCUUACAGUCUCUCGUCCCUCAACAUGAGCACAAUGCCCCGGAACAUGUAUCCCACAAGUCCAAGGGGCACGCUGAUGAGGAGGAAAGGCAAGAAGAAGGACUUCAAGAGCUCCUUGUCUCUGGCCUCCAGCACCGUUGGUCUCGCCGGUCAGGUCGUACACACGGAAACCACGGAGGUGACGUUGCUAGGCGACGGCGUCAUGGGGUUCGGCCUGCAGCUGCAGGGCGGCGUGUUCGCCACGGAAACGCUGUCCUCGCCGCCGCUCAUCGCCUACAUCGACCCCGACAGCCCGGCGGAGAGGUGUGGCAUCCUGCAGAUUGGUGACAGGAUUUUGUCCAUAAAUGGAGUUCCCACUGAGGACUCGACUCUGGAGGAAACCAAUCAGCUGCUCAGAGACUCGUCCAUCACGGCUCAGCUCACGCUGGAGAUCGAGUUCGACGUAGCCGAGUCCGUCAUUCCCAGUUCAGGAACGUUUCACGUGAAGCUGCCCAAGAAACCAGGAGUGGAGCUGGGAAUCACCAUCAGCUCUCCGUCCAACAGGAAACCAGCUGAUCCUCUGAUCAUCUCUGACAUCAAGAAAGGCAGCGUGGCACACAGGACGGGGACCCUGGAGCUCGGAGACAAGCUAUUGGCCAUUGACAACAUCCGGGUGGAGAGCUGCUCCAUGGAGGAAGCCGUCGACAUCCUGCAGCAGUGCGAGGAGCUCGUCAAGCUGAAGAUACGUAAAGACGAAGACAACUCGGACGAACAGGAAGUCUCCGGCAACAUCAUCUACACGGUGGAGCUGCAGCGGUACGGAGGCCCGCUGGGCAUCACCAUCUCCGGCACCGAGGAGCCCUUCGACCCCAUCGUCAUCUCCUCGCUGAGCAAAGGAGGGCUGGCCGAGAGGACCGGAGCCAUCCACGUCGGCGAUCGUAUCCUGGCGAUCAACAGCAGCAGCCUGAAGGGGAAACCUCUGAGCGAAGCCAUCAGUCUGCUGCAACAAGCAGGAGAGACGGUCACCCUGAAGAUCAAGAAGCAGGGCGACCUGUCAAGCCCCAAGUCUGGUGUGAUUGGUCCAGGCCUCGGGACGGGGGCGGGGCUUUUCCACGAGCACCAGGACGGGUUGGACGAGCCCGUCGUCAUGGUGGCGCCCCUGCCCGGCCAGCGGGCGUUCAGCGCGCUGCCGUCGGUGGACAGCGCCGUGGAGUCCUGGGACGGGUCCAACAUGGACGGCAGCUUCAGCACGCCGGCGCCGCCGUUUCAGUCAUGUCCGUACACUUUUCAUGAGUGGCGCAACACCAAGACGAGCAACAGCCAAUCGUCUUCCUCCACCCGGCAGAAGGCCAAUCCGCUGUCAGAUCUGGGCCUGAUCGACGACGACUGGGACCGCCCACCAAUCGGAGGAGGCUGCAAUCUGCCUAGCGGUCUAAUCACUGACAGCAGGUUCACCGUGGGACACGAUGGGACAGAACCGGACCAGGAGGAGAACUUCUGGUCUCAAGCUCUGGAGGACCUAGAGACCUGCGGCCAGAGCGGCAUCCUCCGAGAGCUGGAGGCAACCAUCAUGUCCGGCUCUAGCCUCAGUCUCAACCAUGAUCCCACCCCCCUGCGCAGCACACUGGGACGCCAGGCGAGCUUCCAGGAACGCAGCAACUCCAAACCGCAGGUGACCAAUCGUUCCAGCACCUUACCCUCUGACCCCCAGCGCCGAGCCUUCGCCAUGAGGAAGAUGAGGCAGGAAGUCAAUGAGAUCCUGAACCAGAACCCUGUAGAGCUCCACAAGCUGACUCUAGAGAAGCUCUCAGACAUGGAGGACUUUGGGUUCAGUGUCUCUGACGGGAUGUUGGACCGCGGCGUGUACGUGAACAACAUCCGACCGGGGGGGGCGGCAGAGCGAGGAGGCCUCCGAGCCUACGACCGAAUACUACAGGUACUAAACACACGGGUUGGCAGUGUUAGUAGAACGU